This is a messenger RNA of Dichomitus squalens LYAD-421 SS1, 369 nucleotides long. RefSeq lists its product as uncharacterized. The annotation marks the transcript as partial. Lineage: Eukaryota; Fungi; Basidiomycota; Agaricomycetes; Polyporales; Polyporaceae. The record is from RefSeq and is a predicted model, not a curated record. The transcript has a single exon.
UCCAACUCGGUGCUCUCCUCCUUCAACCCGCUCGCGACCCACCCGUUCACGAACAACUCGGGCCUCAUGCCCAAGCCCGCCGCGCCAUCCCAGUUCCCCCAUCCCCUGCCCUCGUCCUCCAAGGCAAUGCCCGGCAACCACGCCUCCGCGCAAGGGCCCAUCCUCGUCACCACCCCCGCGCCCCUCCACGCGCCACAGCCGAAGCGCGCCUCCCCACCCAAGCCGAGCUCGCACUCGCACUCGUCCGGUCCCAAGCCCAUCUUCGUCCCCUUCCGCCCGGAGCGCUCCUCGCCCGAGCUCGAGGACAUCCUCCUCAAGAAGAAGUUCUCGGACGCCUUCCAGGGCAAGGCGCAGUGGGGCAUCGACCAG